ACCAAAAAUAAACAUGUCAGCGCCCAUGGUCCAAACAUGGAUUGGAUAGAAGAGCAGAGCAGACACAUUGCUGCUCAUAGGUUUCAUCUGGAAGAAGCUAUAGCUCAACUUAAGGUGUUAUUUAACCCAUGGCCAUGUAAGCACUCAUUAGAGGAAGAGCAGUCCCAAGACAAACAUGAAGCUGGAUGUGGGCUUAAGGCGGGGCAGAACAGGGAUAGAGAGAAAGCAGGUGAGAGUGAGAUAUCUGCGGAGGAGCAGGCUGGGGUGUCCAUGGUGGACAAGCUUCUCUCACAUGCGCAGAGGGCUCGAGAUGUACAGAAAAAGCUGGAAAAGCCAAAGAAAACCAAAGGAAGGGAAAUUGUGACAAAGGUACGAGAACAGACACACACAGUUUCAGCUGCUGAAAAAGGAAAAACUGAUAAAACUUCUGCUAAAAAUCAAGUCGAGAGUUCUUCACAGGAUAAAAGCAUCAAAGAAAAGAAUUAUUCCAAGCAAGACUCCAAACUUACAUCAAAGUCUUCAAGUCAGAUGAAGCCAGGUAGUGCAAGCUCAGCUACUGACAAACAGCAGAGGUCUCAUGUGUCAGCCAGACCACAGAGUGCCUCAGGAAAGAAGCACAUUCCAGUCCACAGCAAUGCCCCCUUCCAGACAAACCCCAGGCUGGCCACUGUCAAGCUGCAGAGCACAUACCGGGCAGCCAAUGCCAGCACAACCAGCAAGGCCAGGCUUCAAGCCAGAGGGGGUUCUGCAUCCAGGGGCAGGGGACAGCAUUCAUCAAAACCCACAGUCAUGAACUCUGUACCUAAACACAAUGAAAACACAAAAUCUCAGGACAAACCUCAAUCUGUGAUAAGAAGGGAAGAGAAAGGCUGUGAUAUUUCUGGUGCUAGUAGCUCUUCAAACCCUUCAAAUGACAGUUUUGAAGAUACUGUUUUUUCUCAUGAAAACAAAAAGGCACAACCUCAUUUGACUGAGGACAUGAAUAAAAAGUUUAAAGAUAUGAACAUAAAUCAAGAAGACACAACUGAUGCUCCUGGUAAAAAUGCGAUGUGUGAAGAUGAUGGUUCCAGUAAACUGUUUCUACUCUCGAGAGAUGCAUCACAGCUUAAAGUUCCAGGCAAACUUCGUAAGGCUGUUUCACAGAACAGAAAGCUUCGUCAGCACCUCUACACUGAAACAGUCACACAGAAAGUUGACACACCCACAGCCAUUAACGAUUUUCCAAACCAGCUAGAUCACUUGUUUGGUUGUGAGGAGGCCAAGCAGGUGCAGCUACAGGAGAAACAGGCCAACUACCUCGUGAACGUGUACACCAAUCUUACACAUAUACUUGACUCUCUCCACCUGGACAUACUCUCAGACCAGUGGAGCGGUGUGGAGGUGUAUCGGGCAAAGUGUCUGAUGGAGCUCCUUCUAACCACAUACCAGCAUGCAGAACAGCUUCUUCACCAGGCAGACUUCAGGCUUCUUACAAAAGCCAGCACAAGUCAGCCAUCAGUGGACCUAACUGAUCACGGAGUAUCAUCCACCUCCCAGUGGUAUCAUAGAGGCAACAACCCAGGUUCACCAGAUCCAAUACAGACCCUAAAGUACAGCAGCUCAAGGGACCUGGAGCGUUACAUGGAUGCAAUGUUCACCAUUCAGCAUCUUCAGCUCCAACUUGAUGGCUGGGAACAUGUCGCCAACACUGUCUUCCAGGCCCUUGAUACAUUGGACCCUACCUCGAGUGAUUACAUCCAGACAUUAAGGACUGGGUAUUCCCUGUUAUCUGAGAAGAGGUGCAGGGUGCCAGUUCUGAUCAAGGACACGAUCCCAGAGCAAGAGACUACUCAUGAUGGACAGUGGUGAUGAGUAGUGAUGACCGUUCCUAGGACUUUAAGCACUAUUAAAAUCUGACUUUUUUGAGAUAAUUCAUUGUUGGUGUAAUAGAGCCAAGACGUGCUAUUUUUGGCCUUAAAAUGUAAAUUUGCUUUCAUUGUUUUUGUUGGGUAUUUCAAUUAAAUUUGAUUUCCGGGAGCAAUAAUGAAAAUUUUAUGAUGAUAUCUCUAACAUUGCUUUAGUUGUGAAAGGUGAUUUAUUGUACAUUCUAAAUGCUAAUUUUGACAUCAUCCACAUGACAUCAUGACAAAGGAAAUGAAAAUGAGGAUUUAUAAAAGGUUGCAACUUAGCAAACUAACUGUUUAAGGGUGAGUUCUGUAAAACUAAAGAGGAAAUCUUAUUUUGAGCAUCUAAGUUGAUGGAUAUAUAAUGAAACAUUUCCGUAUUUUUUUAUGCUAUUACUUAUUUUAAACUGUGCAGGCUCUCCAAUGGCCAAUAACCAAGGUAUAGGUAUAAAUCUAAGGUCUGGGUUUUUUUUAAAAACUAGGGGUAGUAGUACUGUAAGAUGGAUUCCGCCAGAGGAUGAACCCACAUUUUAAGACUUGUCACAAUGCACCUUUCAUUCUCAUCAUGGUACAUCUCUUACAGCUUGAGAGAACAACUGAGCUGAUUUCUUAUUAAGUCUUGUUUGAAUUGGCCCAGAUACAAAAGUACCCAGUAACAGUCCAGCCAGAAAGGUCACAGGCAAUGACAAUAUUGCCCCCAUAUUUUUUUUAAUUGGUGACUUAAUUUCCUGUAUUCUGUGGGCAUUUUAGAACGCUUUUUAACUCUUUUUUUAACUACAUACUUCUAAUUAUCACAUUUUAUCUUUUAUUUAUCAACUAUUUCACAAAAUAGUGGGGGGGGGGGGGGGGGUCCCAAGAAAAAGUAAGAGUUGAACAGAAAAGUAGGUCACGCUUGGAAGGCUUGAGUGUGGAUCAGUUAUUCUUUUCCAGGGCCUUUUAACAAGAAUGCAUGAUCUUCAAGAGACCAUUGAGAGACUUUUAAGCUGCUAGAUAUUAUAUGCAAGUAGUUACAAGUAUGCAGUUUUCUCCAGUGAAUAAAACUAUAUUAUAUGAAUGUAAUAUCAUUGCAGCAAUUUGGGUGAACAUUUCUAAAGGUAUUUAACCAGGUUUUCAACAAACACUGGGUUAUAAGAAUGUUGUAUGUUUUGGUCAGACAGUCAAUCUGCUGGUCAGUCUUGUCAAAAACAAAGUUUCCAGCAGAUAAUUUUCAUUUAUCAUAUAAACACCAAAUUGGUGUAUAAGAAAAAAUUGACAGCUCAUUAGGGAUUGCUUUUGAUUCCGUAUUGCAAGAAGUCAAGGUCACCAUUACUGGUUUCAUGCUAUUAAUUUUAUUUUUGUUCAUGAUUUGGACACCAAACUUGGUAUAUGUAUAUUUAGAAAAUGUUGGUAUAUAUAUCUAUAUAUAUAAUUAGAACAUGUUGAGAGCUCGCUUUGGAUUGCUUUUGGGUCUGUUACGUCAAAGGUCACGGACAAGUUACUAAAUAAAGAAAUUUUGUUUCCAGCGAUUAGCAACAGUUUUUUUAAACAAAUAAACACCAAACUCGGUGUAUAGCAAAAGGAUUGAAUCGAAGCCCAUUCGGUCAAAGGUCAAGGUCCUUGUUUCUAAAGAUAGAAAGGUUUACAAAAAGGUUGUGUCACUUGCAGCACCUUUUCAGCAAUGAUGAGGAUCAUGUAUUCACACAAGGCGACAUCAAACUUACUUUUGUUAUUAAAUUAUUUUAAUUAGGUUUGAAAUCAAGUGACCUAACUUGGUAUAUAGGAAAGGAAGUGUAUAUGGAGUCUUCAUUGGAUUUCAUACUGGGUAUAUUUCAACAUUCCAUGAUUUCAGAACUGAAGCUUUUGUUCGCUAUUUUUUGUGUUUAAGUGUUGUAAAAUUUAAUGUUAAUUUAUUAAAACAAUUUAUUGUAUGGA
Molecule: messenger RNA, 3794 nt
Organism: Mya arenaria
Lineage: Eukaryota; Metazoa; Mollusca; Bivalvia; Myida; Myidae
Exons: 11
Coding region: 37-1848 (603 amino acids)
Source: RefSeq, a predicted model, not a curated record